CAUGAUUUGUGCUGCUGGCAGAAUACUGGUGCGUCCUUCCUUAUACCGCGCACCCUCAAUUUGACUGCAGUAAUCCCGAGAAGUGCGUUUCAGGUUAUUUACUGAUAUGCAGCAGUAUUUGUAGGAGAUAUGAAGCUGUGUCAGAUCGUCGUCUCAAAUUUCGUGUACCGGUAUGUACCUUGUCGACCACGGAGAUAAUUGCGAAUUUGCGACGGAUUACGACAAGCGACCCUUUUCUCAACCCGCGGUUCCGUAUUGACUGAGCACUAUGCAUUCAACUUUCUGAAAAACAUUGGGCUUUUGCUAUCGGUAGCCUCUUUGCCAACAGCAACAAUGUAUAAUGUUAUAAAAGGACUUGUUCUAACAGAAUCCCGAUGCUGGGAUCCCGAUAGUGAAAGGUCAUACCAAGACCUAUUCGAUAAACUGGACACCAACAAGGAUGGGAAGGUCGAUGUUGCUGAAUUGAGAGCGGGCCUAACCGCAAUGGGCAUGUCAUUCCGCAGAGGUGCAGCGCAGAAAAUUGUAUCGUCUGGUGACGAAAACAAAGAUGGAGGGCUUGACUUCAAUGAGUUCAACAAAUACCUGAAAGAACACGAGAAGAAACUGCGCCUGACGUUCAAGAGCUUGGACAAAAACAACGAUGGGCACAUCGAUGCCUCUGAGAUCAAGCAGUCCCUUGAAGAGCUGGGCAUGGACAUAACCAAGGAAGAGGCCCAGACCAUCCUACAAAGCAUGGACAUUGAUGGCACCAUGAUGGUGGACUGGAACGAGUGGAGGGAUCACUUCCUGUUCAAUCCUGCCCAUAACCUGAACGAGAUCAUACGCUACUGGAAACACUCCUCGGUGCUGGACAUAGGUGAGAGCAUUGCCAUCCCUGAUGAGUUCACAGAGGAGGAGAAGACCUCUGGUGGCUGGUGGAAACAGCUGGCGGCCGGGGCGAUGGCUGGGGCGGUCUCUCGCACAGGCACCGCCCCCCUGGACAGGGUGAAGGUCUUCAUGCAGGUCCACUCCUCCAAGUCCAACCGGGUCACCCUGCUGGGAGGAUUCAAGCAGAUGAUUAAGGAAGGGGGCGUGGCCUCAUUAUGGCGAGGGAACGGGGUCAACGUGUUAAAAAUAGCCCCUGAGACUGCUAUCAAGUUCAUGGCCUACGAACAGUAUAAGAAGCUGCUGACACCAGAGGGAGGGAAGGUCCAGACCCACCAGAGGUUCAUGGCUGGCUCUCUGGCAGGAGCCACCGCCCAGUCAUCCAUCUACCCCAUGGAGGUGAUGAAGACCAGACUGACUCUGGGGAAAACUGGCCAGUAUAAUGGAAUGUUUGACUGUGCCAAGAAGAUUCUGAGGAAAGAGGGCAUCAAAGCCUUCUAUAAAGGCUACACUCCCAACAUGAUAGGCAUCAUUCCCUAUGCUGGCAUCGACCUAGCUGUUUACGAGAGCCUGAAGAAUGCAUGGUUGUCCCGCUAUGCCAAAGACACAGCCAACCCUGGCAUCUUGGUGCUGUUGGGCUGUGGCACCAUCUCCAGCACCUGUGGCCAGCUGGCCAGUUACCCCCUCGCCCUGCUUCGCACACGCAUGCAGGCACAAGCAACUCUGGAAGCGUCGGACAAGUCCACCAUGACUGGACUGAUGAAGGGGAUCAUGGCUAACGAGGGUUUCUUUGGACUGUACCGGGGUAUCCUGCCCAACUUCAUGAAAGUGAUUCCUGCUGUGAGCCUCAGCUAUGUGGUCUACGAGUACAUGAAGACCGGCCUGGGGAUCUCCAAAUGAUGCAGGGACAGUCAUACAGGAUGUUAAGUCUUUAGGUCUUUUUGGACAGUUUAGUUGGAACUUAGUGAUCCGCACAGACUUUUAUGACAACCAAACGUUGCCAUCUUGUGAUCACUCUGUGUACUGGGCCUUACGAGGAGAACCAUGAAAUCAAGGUUGGGUCUGAGAUAGGCCAUAGCAGUAGACUCUCCAAAAAGGAUGCUCUUCUCUUUAACUCCAGGUGAAAUUCCAAUAUGGUGCAAUAUACCCGUUAAGAACUGCAUUAUGGACCUUAAAACAUAGAGGACGAGGUAUCGAUGUCUUCAGGUGAACACUGUGAACGAGGUUCAAGAGCUUUGUCCAAACUAUUUUUGUUCCACUGUAAUAUUAGACGCUCCAUGCGCACAUUUUAGAGAAUCCCACACUACUACAGUUUGCUAUAGAAUUCUGUGGUAAAUUGUAGUCUGGGUACCAGUCAAUUUAGCUAACGUUCCACUACCUGUACUCCGUGUCAUAAGAUAUAUUUAAAGAAUGAAGAAAGACCCGUCUCUUUGGAAUAUGACAUGGAGUAGGCUACAAGGAGUGGAAUGUUAGCUAAAUAGACUGGUACCCAUCAUCAACGAGCACUCCGGGUUGAGUAUGAUUGUCCUCCUGGUGGGUCCUGCUUGUGGGUCUUCAGAUGGCUGAAGAGGCCGAUCCGGGAGCCACAUAUUUUGAUGCGGUAUGGGCCAGGGUGAGUGGUGGUGGCAGGUGGGCGUUCUUGAUGGGAAGUCUCUCCUUUCGAAGUUGCCGCUUGUCCUCUGCGGCACGGCAGAGAUUUUCUUUGUACCAUGCAACUUCGUCGUGGACAGCUUUUCUCCAUGUCGACCUGUCGAGGAGUGGAAUGUUAGCCAAAAAGGCUGGUACCCAGGCUAAGUAAACUGUAGUAUACUGUAGAAUACUAUACUACACACGGUAGUAUCCCUCGAUCAGGGUAUUACUUAAUAUAUAAUUUGGUAGUAUACUGUAGAAUACUAUACUACACAGUGUGGUAUUCCUCAUUCAUGUGUAGUACUUACUGUAGAAUUCUGUAGUGAAUUCUGUAGAAAUAUAUUAUAAUAUUUGAAUAACUAUAGUAUAUUAGUAAUAUAUGCAUAAAACACUAUAGUAAAUAGUACAGUCAUGUCCACAGAACACUGCAGUACAUACUAUAGUUUUUUAACUAUAGUAAUACUACAGUAUUUAUAAGUGUGCCUUACCCUCAGUUCAAUAUCAUAUGUUUCUAUCUUAUUUGGUUGGUUAUAUUUAUUUGUACAGGUUAGUGUCAUUUACAACUGCUGUUUUAAUGCAAUGUUUUCACGUGUUUUAACAGAUGAUUUACAAACAUGUCUUUUUUUCCUUUGUGCUAUUCUUGAAAUACAAUGCCUACCCUGUUGUUGACCAUUAAGCUGAAUCUCAAGCAAAAAUAUUCAUCGUUACAAAAGCUUGCAUGCAAAUAUUGUCUAUGAAUCAUUACUGGAGCUGAGGGGGAAGUCUUAAAAGAUGCUGCCUCUUUUUUUGCUAAGCUUGACUGAAAUUUAAGUAGGUUGUCUACUGUCAAUACUGGUUUCCAAUUCAGAAUCGCUUCAGGAUCCCCCCCUACACACACACUCCAUAUGCAUGCCAUGCACCCACUAAAGAUUUUUACUACUUGAGGCCAAUGGUUGUUAUGUUGCAUCAAUGUCUUAUGUCUUAAUUAUGUUUGAAUAUGUAAUAGGUCUACUAUGCCUGAAUGAAUUGACAUUGUGAGAGUUGUAUGAAUGUCCUCACAAAGCUUAGACUGAAAGAAAAGCAAUGCAUGUGUUAUGGGUCGAAACAAAUGUUUACAGAUGGUUGUCCACGUAUAAAUAAAAAUUCACAAUGGAA
Oncorhynchus mykiss (rainbow trout) is the source of this 3627-nucleotide messenger RNA. Its product is annotated as mitochondrial adenyl nucleotide antiporter SLC25A24. Gene Ontology annotation, molecular function: calcium ion binding. Lineage: Eukaryota; Metazoa; Chordata; Actinopteri; Salmoniformes; Salmonidae. Gene Ontology annotation, biological process: transmembrane transport. The record is from RefSeq and is a predicted model, not a curated record. Gene Ontology annotation, cellular component: mitochondrial inner membrane.